CGCGGGCUGCGGGUAGCCGGCUGGAGACUCCACGGGAGCGCGGCCGGGCGGCCUCGCCCGGAGCGGGCCCGGCGCCUCCCGAGCAGGCCGGGCUCUCCACGGAGGACGGGGCGAGGGCUUCUUCCUCCGGCCAGGGAAAGCAGAGAGUAUGAAAGCCUACCUAAAGAGCGCAGAAGGCUUUUUUGUCCUGAAUAAAAGUACUACGAUUGGAAGGCAUGAAGAUUCAGACCUUGUUUUAGAGUCUGCGGACAUCGACAACCAUCACGCGCUCAUUGAAUACAAUGAGGCCGAGGGCACCUUCGUUCUCCAGGACUUCAACACCCACAACGGCACCUUCGUCAACGAGUGCCACAUUCAGAACGUGGCUGUGAAGCUCUUACCCGGAGACAUCCUGAGGUUUGGAACUGGAGGGCUGACCUACGAACUGGUCAUCGAAAACCCAGCCUCGGUCUCCUUCCCAUGGGUGAGGGGCCCAGCACCUUGGCCAAGGCCACAGCCACCUCGGGCCAUGCAGCAACCGAACCAGUCACCCUCACCACCACAGAUCCCCUUGCACCCGGGCGUCCGGCCAGCGCCAGUGCAGAGGAGCUGGUCCCAGGGGUUUCCCAGGCCCACCAGGGUGCCGCCUGCCUCCCACAAGCGGCCCAUGAGUGCCAGCGGGAAGAUGUUCUCCUUUGUGAUGGACAGCGCCACCCGCAGGGUUCCCAUCGUCAAGCAAGUAUGGACCAAUGCCGUGGAACUGGCCGAACAAUCAGUGGCAGAGGAAACUCCCGGGGCAGGAUCCUCCAGAGAGAUUUUCGUGGACCAGGACCUGGCCCAGCAGGAUAAGGAUGAAAUAAUUCUGCUGCUGGGAAAAGAAGUCAGCCGUCUCUCGGAUUUUGAACUUGAAUCCAAGUACAAAGACACCGUGAUAGCAAGCCUGCAGAACGAAGUGGCCAACCUGAGCCAGAAGCUGUCGGAAACAGCCACCUCCAGACAGAACGAGAGGCUGAUCCCGCCCAAGUUUCAGGUUCUGGAUGAAGACGACGAUGCCCAACAGAGAGAGAUCCAGAGCUUGAAAAACCAGAUCAGUGCCCUACAGCAAGGCUACAGCCAGGUGCUGUGCCAGACCCUGUCUGAGAGGAACUUAGAAAUCACAUCCCUGAAGAAUGAGGGCGAGAACUUAAGGAGGGAUCAUGCCAUCACAUCAGAGAUGGUGUCAUCUUUGCAAAGAGAUGUGUUAGUAAAGGAUGAGCAAGUUCAACAACUAAAACAGGAGGUGAAUCAACUAAAAAGUGAGAACAAAGAAAAGGAUCACCAGCUCGAAGCCCUCAGCUCCAGAUGCUCAGUGCUGAAAGAAGAGUUAAAGAAGGAAGACGCCCAGAAGGAGCACCGGGAAGCCCAAGAGAAAGAGCUAAAACUCUACAAAACCCAAAUGCACGACAUGGAGAAAGAAAUGAGGAAGCUCAGGGAGGAGCUGAAGAGGAGCAGUACCGAGCAGAGCCUGAUCUCUAAGACGCUGCGGGAAAAGAGCAAGGUUGAAGAGAAGCUUCAGGAGGAUUCCAGAAGGAAAUUGCUUCAACUGCAAGAAAUGGGGAACAGAGAAAACCUCAUUAAAGCCAAUUUGGAAAGGGCCGUAGGUCAGCUGGAGCAUUUCAGAAGCCAGGUCAUCAAGGCCACCUACGGACGAACAAAGCCCUUCCAGGACAAACCCGUCUCUGAUCAGCAGUUAAUAGAGAAGAUCACCCAGGUCACCGAGGACAACAUCAACUUUCAGCAGAAAAAGUGGACCCUGCAGAAGGAAACCCACCUCAGCAACUCCAAACAGGAGGAAAUCUCAGAGGACAUUGAGAAGCUGAAGACAUCCUUAGACAGCUGCCAGGCUUGCAUGAAAAUGUCUUGCUGUAGCAACGACCUGAAGAAGGAGGUGGACCUCCUGCAGCACCUGCAGGUGAGCCCACCUGUGUCGGGGCUCCAGAAGGUGGCGCUGGACAUCCUGCACCUGUCGCUGUCCUGGCUGGAGGAAACGGAGCACCUCCUCCGCAACGUGGGCGUCCAGUUCUCCAGCUCCGACAAAGAUCCAAAUCAGCAGUUCUCAGGAAACUCAGCAGGCUUUGCUGCAAGAAAAGUUGCGGGAGCAUCUGGCAGAGAAGGAGAAGCUGAGCGAGGAAAGGAUACAGCAGGAAGAGAAGCUGAAAGCCAGAGUCAGGCAGCUGAUGGAAGAGAAGGCGGUAAGGCUUUGGAGGAAAGCAUUACUCAAGAAAAAAACAGAGCAAAAGAAGCAUUAGAGGAAGAACAGAAGAGAGUUCAAGAGCUGGAGAAUCGCUUAACCCGCCAGAAGAAGGCUUCAGAGGAAACCAUUUCUCAGGAGAAAAACAGAGCGAAGGUAGCAUUAGAAGAAGAACAGAGCAAAGUCCAAGAGCUGGAGAAUCGCUUAACCCGCCAGAAGGAGGUUUUGGAGAGCAGCAUUGCCCAUGAGAAGAGAAAAGCCAAGGAAGCCAUAGAGACGGAAAAGAGAAAAGUGCAAGAUCUGGAGAACCACCUAAGCCAGCAGAAGGAGAUUUCAGAGAGCAGCAUCGCCUACGAGAAACACAAAGCGAAGGAGGCCAUAGAGAAGGAGAAGAAAAAAGUGCAAGAUCUGGAGAACCACAUAACCAAGCAGAAGGAGGAAAUAGAUUUUAAAAUGCAAAAAGAAGACAUUUUAAAUAAUAAAUUAAAUGAUGCACUGGCCAUGGUAGAAAAGACUCAGAAAACAAAGACGGCUGAAAGUCUAAAAGCAGAGAGCCUCACCAUGAAAUUAAAUGAAACAUUAGCUGAACUGGAAACUGCCAAGACAAAAAUGAUCAUGAUGGAGGAGCGGUUGCAGCUGCAACAGCACACAGUAAGGGCCCUCCAAGAAGAGCAGGCAUCGCAGAAGCACGGGUUUGAAAAACAAAUCAUGGAAUACAAGGAGCAAAUCAAACAGCACUCCCAGACCAUCGUGAGUCUCGAAGAGAGACUCCAGAAAGUGACCGAACACCAUAAAAAAAUAGAAGGAGAGAUUGCAACACUGAAGGACAAUGACCCAGCCCAGGAGGGGGAAACACAGCAAGACCCAGCAGCAGCACGUGCGGUGGAGAGCUCCAGCAAAGACGCGGUGUGCGACCGCCUGAUAGAGGAGUUAUGGACUGCUCAGAAGGAAAUCCUGUCUCAGCAGGAGAUCAUCAUGAGGUUAAGGAAGAACCUUACGGAAGCCCAUAGCCGAAUGUCAGAUUUGAGAGGGGAGCUGAAUGAGAAGCAGAAGGUGGAACUGGAGCGGAACGUGGCACUGGUGCAGCAGCAGAGCAGCGAGCUGAGUGUGCUCAAGGAAAGGAUGGCGCAGAUGACCAGCCUGGUGGAGAAGAAGGACAAGGAGCUGGAGGUCCUCAAGCAGGCGCUCAGGACUUCCCAAGAGAAACACAGACUCCAGCUGCACAAGGAGAAGGAACAGAAGCCCAGGAACACGACCCAGAUGUGUGACAUCUCGGUGCAGAUAGAACCAGUCCACAAUGAUGUUUUCUUGAGCAGCCAGGAGGAGCAGUCCUUCAGUGAUCUAGGGGCCAAGUGCAAGGGGUCGCGACACGAGGAAGUCAUUCAGCGUCAAAAAAAGGCCUUAUCUGAGCUUCGUGCACGAAUUAAAGAACUUGAGAAGGCCAGCUCAUCAAAUCAUAAGAACCACAUGGAUGAAUCAAUUCUAGACUUAAAGACUCUCAGGAUGGAAAAAAAUGUCCAGAAAAUAUUGGAUGUAAAACCUGACUUGCCAACUUUCUCAAGAGUAGAGAUCCGAGUGCCUCAAAAGGGCCUUUCCAGUCCAGGGUCCAUCACGGCCACUGAGAAUUUAGGGAAAACGGAUGUGGCUGAGGCUUUAGAUCUUAGUGAAAAGCUGUACAUGGAUAUGAGCAAAACCCUCGGGAGUCUGAUGAACAUCAAAGACAUGUCAGGUCACGUGUCCAUGAAACACCUCUCCCCAAAAGAGAGGGAGAGAGUCAACCAGCUUCGACAAAGAGACCUCGAUCUGGUGUUUGAUAAGAUCACCCAACUCAAGAACCGGCUGGAGAGAAAAGAGGAGCUUCUGAGAGGAUACGAGAAAGACAUUGAACAGCUCAGGCAGAGCAAAGUGUCGGUUCAGAUGUACCAGUCACAGGUGGCAAAGCUGGAAGACGACAUCUACAAAGAGGCCGAAGAAAAGGCGCUGCUGAAGGAGGCCCUGGAACGCAUGGAGCAGCGGCUGCACCAGGAGAAGAGGGUCAACCGGGCGAUCAGGCAGCAGAAGGUUGGAGCCAGAAAAGCCACCCCAAGGAUGGACCCAGAAAGAGAGAUGCUGAAGAGAGAAAUAGCCAGCAAGUCCAGCCAGAGCCUUCUGUUCUCUAACCCCGGUGGAAGGAACUAGAAACGUCGUCCCCCGGGCCUCACGUGAUCCUCCGUGAGUCAGUGCGACUCUUCUGCGUCAAAAUACUAAGAUGCUUUUUUAGGACUUUAAAGGUUGUUACCUAGUGCGUUGCUUCCUGGACUGGUAUUUUGCACAAUGCUGUAUUUUGGAGUGUGUGGGGAGAGGGGUUCUUUUCACAUCUUCCGAUGCCUGAGAAUGCAAAUAUACUCAGGCAUUGGAAGAAUAAGUUUGAAAUUCAGACUCCCGAGCCUGGUAGGUACGAUUAUGUGUCUGGGUUAUGAUGAACCCAGAUGUCACAGCUCCAAGGAGCUCCAAGAAACCCACAGUUGAGAAAACCCAGGGCAAAUACUGAGCUGAGAAAACCCAGGGCAAGAACCGGGGUCACAGGACAGAAUGGUAACCUCAGGGCUGUUGGGGCCAUGGUAUAUAGUGCACUGAUGUCUGAAUUUAUUAUAAUAAAUUUGAACACCAACCCUUUUUUUCGCUUCCAUAACAAGUCACUUUUACACGGCACUCUGCAGUUCUCAAAACACUUCUCAUCCAAUCCUCUACCGAGCCCUGGGAGGUAAAUAGGAUUAUGUUCCCCAUUUUACAGAUGAGGAAGCUGAGGCCCAGAGAGGUUAAAUGGCCCGUCUAAAGUCACACAGCUAGUAAAUUCAAGAGUUGGGUGUGGAACCCAGGUUUCUAACUCCAUCUCAUGCUGCCCAUUCUGCCACACCAAGGUAGCACAGUAGUUCAAGUCCCAGCCCAUCAGGACAGACCAAGUACCCAGUCACCAAAGAGCACACACUGCCCAGGUGGACACACUCCUCUUCGUGCUGUUUGGAGAGACCUUCAUUUUUGCCCUCUCUCCAGCCAGCUGUCCGCUCCCUGCCU
Molecule: messenger RNA, 5263 nt
Organism: Hippopotamus amphibius kiboko
Lineage: Eukaryota; Metazoa; Chordata; Mammalia; Artiodactyla; Hippopotamidae
Gene: FHAD1
Product: forkhead associated phosphopeptide binding domain 1
Exons: 31
Coding region: 149-4387 (1412 amino acids)
Molecular function (GO): protein binding
Source: RefSeq, a predicted model, not a curated record